This is a messenger RNA of Leptidea sinapis, 1178 nucleotides long. Its product is annotated as V-type proton ATPase subunit e 2-like. Gene Ontology annotation, molecular function: proton-transporting ATPase activity, rotational mechanism. Lineage: Eukaryota; Metazoa; Arthropoda; Insecta; Lepidoptera; Pieridae. The transcript has 4 exons. Gene Ontology annotation, biological process: proton transmembrane transport. Bases 101 to 352 code for a protein of 83 amino acids. The record is from RefSeq and is a predicted model, not a curated record. Gene Ontology annotation, cellular component: plasma membrane proton-transporting V-type ATPase complex; proton-transporting V-type ATPase, V0 domain.
UUCAAGGCUACCAACAUUGCGAAAAGUCCACCAUCUUUGGGCAGCUGAUAUUUGUGUUAUUUAAAUAUUUUGUGAAAAUAAAGUGACCCUGUGAUUGAAAAUGGGCGCCUCUUUCGUUCCUAUCACCAUCUUUACAGUUUUCUGGGGUGUGAUUGGGAUUGUGUGCCCAUUUUUUGCUCCUAAAGGACCUAAUAGAGGAAUCAUCCAGGUGGUGUUAAUGUUAACGGCUGCCACUUGCUGGUUAUUCUGGCUGUGUGCUUAUAUGGCCCAGAUGAACCCACUGAUAGGACCCAGAUUGAACAAUGAGACACUCAUCUGGAUAGCUCGCAGCUGGGGCAAUAAGGCAGUAUAAGCUGUUAUCAGAGUCUUCGAAAUUAUUUAUAAAACUGUAAUUAAAGAAUAAUUUAAAUCCAGUAUUUUCAAAUUUAAUGCAACAAUCCACUAUUUUGAUUGAACCACAUUGUGAACAACUUUCUAUUAUUCAAUAAGGCUAUGAACUUUGCAUCUAAGCUAGAAUUUAAAAAUCAUUCCCAAAAAUUUGUUAUAAAAAAUUAUAAGUUGACAAAAAUGGUUAUUGUGUUAGUGUUGGCAUUCUUGUAAUAAUUUUUCUUAAUAGAUAUUAAGAUGUAAAUAAUAUCUCUGAACUUUUGAAGCAUUUUAAAUCAGCAAAAUAUAUUAUGUUGUAUUUAUAUUAAACAUGACUUGAAGCAGGCUAUAUCAGCUAAGCAAAUAACAGAAAAGCCAGUUAAUAACAUAAGUUUAAAAGUUUAGCUUAUCGAAUGAACCCUUGACACCCAAAUGAAUUUCAAUAUGUUUGAUAUUCCAUCAAUCAUUACAUAUUUAAAGAGAACACUACUAAAAUUUUUAUUUAAAAAUGGUAAAGGCUUACUUUACAGCCUAGCCUUAACAACGUGUGGAUUGUAUUGAUUCUACAAAUAGAAAAUAACGCCAUCUAUGGGAUGUUGCACAAACUUCUUUGACAUCGUAAUUUAUGGUAUUUGGGUGCUGCCAACUUAUAGCUAUUCUUAUGAACGCAUGAUAUUGUCAUUAAUAUGUGUAUGAAUGUUUUUUUGAUUCAAUCUUGUUAUAUUUCAUUCCAUUUCCAGACUUGUAAAGAUUAUUGAAGUGUAUAUUAAUUUGUAGAUAUAUUCUGUUUAAUAAAUAUAGUAUUUAAUGUU